This is a messenger RNA of Aphanomyces astaci, 1312 nucleotides long. RefSeq lists its product as hypothetical. Bases 25 to 930 code for a protein of 301 amino acids. The record is from RefSeq and is a predicted model, not a curated record. The transcript has 3 exons. Lineage: Eukaryota; Oomycota; Saprolegniomycetes; Saprolegniales; Verrucalvaceae.
GUAAACAAACACCAAGUAAGCAUCAUGACGCCAUCGACCCGAGGGUCGGAUAGCGUUAGUACUUCCACGGCGGCGACGGAUGCUGUGCGCCGCGUGUACUUUCGAGAGAAGCAGCGAGAGCACCGCAUGAAGAACAGGUCCAAACAUUCUCGGCUGAUGCAGCGAGUCCACGACCUGGAGAAGCUGCUUCGGCUUGCCACGAUGUCGACCACCAAGCUGCCACCACGGAAGAGACCUUUGAGCAAUCAAAGCGACUUACUGCUUCCAUGGAAAGUCGUCGCAGAUGUAAUGAAGCAGGAACUCGAAGCGUCGGAAGCAUGUCAAGCCAUCUUACGCGACCGCAUAGACAUGUCCGUUGCAGUUAUCCGAGACAUGCAGCGCUUUGCGUCUCUUCACGACUCCCUUCUACAGCCAUCGUGGAGACACAUGACGCUGUUUGCGAACCCAGAAUCCAGACACCUCGGGAAACUGUGGAUCACACAGCACAUGUACCUGAACAAGGACGCCGUGUUCCAGCAUUUUGCGUUUCCUCCGCUGAGUUCGCCCGAGCGAGUGCAGGAGUACGACCUCGUCUUCACAGAGAGCGACUGCUACUACCUCCUGCAGCGCUCCCACCUCACGUUCGACGUCCCCAUGGAGGCGCUGCGACGGAUGAACCACGAGCACUUGUGCUCGUUGCUGCUGCUCGCCGACAGCACUUCCAAUGACGAAAAGAUUGACGAGCCCGACAUGCGGUACCAAGUGACGCCACUGGGCGAGUGUGUGAAUGUGGUGCUGGGGGAGUUUGCAGAUGGACAUCACCAGUGCACCCAUGUGGUUCAGCAGAUCCAAGACGACGAGCGUCGACCGCACUCGCACCGCCAGCGAAAUCGGUCCACGUGGUCGGAAAUAUCAAUUUAUACAGGGAAUGACAUUGUGUUGCAGGAUUGAACUCACGCGGAUAUCGCCGCGCCAGACAAAGGUGCGGGCGCUGUCGAUCAUUUCCCAGAGCCGACGGAAGCAUGGACUGGUGCCGCUGGACGAAGAAGCGACGCAUCUGGGCCUCGUCGACACGACAGACGUCAGCGACCGCCGCUUUCGAACGCAACUGCUCGCUCGCACAAGUCUCAACUCGGACUCGGUCAACAACAACAUCCCCGCCAUCCUCGCGCAAAUCAUGGCGGAACUGCAUGACAGUCGUUACCCUAUAAGAGCACAGCAUGACAAUGUAUGAACCAAGACUUGCCCAGUGUAUUGGUCCAUCCAGGCAAAGCUGGUAGCUCCAUAUUGAAGUGGAAAUAUCGUUCGGAAAGUCCAUUCCUUGUGUACAGAG